Messenger RNA from Alternaria ethzedia, 2262 nucleotides. RefSeq names its product Heat shock protein hsp88 (gene HSP88). Gene Ontology annotation, cellular component: cytosol; nucleus. The record is from RefSeq and is a predicted model, not a curated record. Gene Ontology annotation, molecular function: ATP-dependent protein folding chaperone; ATP binding. The transcript has 5 exons. Gene Ontology annotation, biological process: protein folding. Lineage: Eukaryota; Fungi; Ascomycota; Dothideomycetes; Pleosporales; Pleosporaceae. The coding region runs from base 1 to 2262 and encodes 753 amino acids.
AUGUCUGUAGUAGGUGUUGAUUUGGGAACGCUCAACAGCGUCAUUGCUGUUGCGCGGAAUCGCGGUGUCGAUGUGAUUGCAAAUGAGGUUUCCAACCGCGCGACACCAUCGCUAGUAGGCUUCGGCCCCAAGAGCAGAUACGUCGGCGAGACGGCCAAGAACCAGGAAAUCUCCAACCUCAAGAACACCGUCUCCUCCUUCGUCCGCCUCGCCGGCCGCAACCUCACAGACCCCGAUGUCCAGGUCGAGCAAGACUUCAUAUCCGCGCCGCUCAUCGACAUGGGCGGCCAGGUCGGCGCUGAGGUGACAUAUCUGGGCAAGAAGGAGCAGUUCACUGCCACCCAGAUCACCGCCAUGUUCCUCACCAAGAUGCGCGCCACAGCAUCUGCCGAACUCAAACUCCCCGUCAACGAUGUCGUCCUCAGCUGCCCCGUCUGGUACACCGAUGCCCAGCGUCGCGCCAUCCUUGACGCCGCCGACAUCGCCGGCCUCAAGUGCCUGAGGCUCAUCAACGACAACACCGCAGUCGCUCUCGGCUGGGGAAUCACAAAGCUGGACCUCCCAGCGCCCGAGGAGAAGCCACGGAGAGUCGUCUUCGUCAACAUCGGCCACAGCAACUACACCGCUACCGUCGUUGAGUUCAAGAAGGGCGAGCUCGCCGUCAAGUCGAGCGCCUGGGACCGCCACUACGGAGGCCGCUACAUCGAUAAGGCCCUUGUCGAGCACUUCGCUAAGGAGUUCAAGGAGAAGUACAAGAUCGACGUAAUGGAGAACGGCAAGGCCCGCCUCCGUCUGUCGGCCGGUGUCGAGAAGCUGAAGAAGGUCCUUUCCGCAAACAACCAGGCCCCCAUCAACGUCGAGUCCAUCAUGAACGACGUCGAUGUCCGCGGUAUGCUCAAGCGCGAGGAGCUUGAGGAACUGAUCAAGCCCCUCAUCGACCGUGCUACCGCCCCUAUCGAGCAGGCUCUCGCCGAGGCCAAGCUCACCACUGCCGAUAUCGACGCCAUCGAGAUGGUUGGUGGCUGCACACGUGUACCCGUCCUCAAGGCCAAGAUCCAGGACUACUUCGGCAAGCCGCUCUCCUUCACCCUCAACCAGGACGAGGCUGUCGCUCGUGGCUGCGCUUUCUGCUGCGCCAUCCUCUCUCCAGUAUUCCGUGUCCGUGACUUCUCCGUCCACGACAUGGUCAACUACCCCGUUGAAUUCACAUGGGAGAAGUCAGAGGACAUUCCGGAUGAGGACACCAACCUGACCGUCUUCAACAAGGGCAACGUCAUGCCAUCAACCAAGAUCCUCACAUUCUACCGGAAACACCCAUUCGACCUCGAGGCCAGGUACGCCAAGCCCGAGCAACUGCCAGGAAAGAUGAACCCCUGGAUCGGCCGCUUCUCCGUCAAGGGUGUCAAGGAGGACCCCAAGGGUGACUUCAUGAUUUGCAAACUCAAGGCACGCCUCAACGUGCACGGUGUGCUCAACGUCGAGUCUGGAUACUACGUCGAGGAAACCGAAGUCGAGGAGCCAAUUCCCGAGUCUCCGUCAGCAGAGAAGAAAGAGGGUGAUGUACGUUCCGAAUUUCCUUCUGAUCCUAGCAACGGGCGGCAAAGCCCGCCCGAGCCUGCCGCGAAACGACACAAGCCUGACGCUGAUCCUGCAAUGGACGUUGAUAAGGACGCCGCCAAGGAGCCACCGAAGAUGCGCAAGGUCAAGAAGCAGCAGCGCAAGGGUGACCUGCCACUAUCAGCCGGAACUGCUUCGCUUGACGAAGAGAGCAAGCAGACCCUGGCCGAGAAGGAGAACUCCAUGAUCAUGGAGGACAAGCUCGUUCAAGACACCGAGAACGAGAAGAACAACCUCGAGAGCUUCAUCUACGAGCUCAAGGACAAGAUUCUCGACGUCUACGCCGAGUUCGCCAGUGACGAAGAGAAGGCUAAGCUCAACACAAAGCUCGAGACCAUCGAGGAAUGGUUAUACGACGAGGGUGACGACGCGUCAAAGGCACAGUACGUCUCCAAGAAGGAGGACAUCCGCUCCAUCGCCGGUCCCAUCAUCCAGCGCUACAACGACAAGAUUGAGGGCGAGCGACAAGCGGCCAUGGAGAAGCACCAAAAGGAGCAUGCCGCUAAGCAAGCCGAGCUUGAGCGCGCAAAGCGGGAAGCCGAGGCUAAGAAGCAGGAUCAGGCGCCGCCGGCGGAAGAGCCAAAAGACGCGGAGAUGACAGACGCCGAGGCACAAAAGCCAGACGGCGUUGAGGAGGCUUCUUAA